Ilex paraguariensis (yerba mate) is the source of this 457-nucleotide messenger RNA. NCBI's taxonomy places the organism in Eukaryota, Viridiplantae, Streptophyta, Magnoliopsida, Aquifoliales, Aquifoliaceae. The record is from the annotation of a GenBank genome assembly.
CUCUCUCUCUCUCACACACACACACACAAACCACAGAAUGGUGGUUAUUGGGUGUAAAGAAGAGGUAUAUCUGUCUUUUGCAAUCUCAAUGCUGAUGGUGUUUUAUCUUUUUCUCAUAGUGUUGGAGUCCCCAUGGAGCAACGGAGGACUGUCAUGGUUGCCACAAGACUCUUGCUUUCCAGUCUCCACAAAGAGACUAUCAUCGGUAAUUGAUUGUAAUGUAUCAAGUAUUAAAGGCGAGGAAUGCUACUCCAGUGGUGGUUUGCUUCACUGAUAAAAGAAGAGAACUAGUGGAAGCAGGAUUCUCUUUCUCUCCCUCCCUCUCUCCCCUUCUCUCUCUCAUCUGUGAAUUUCAGACUCCGUGUACCCAGUUGUAUAUUCAUUGAGGUCUAGGCAAUAUGAAUCUAUUUUUUUUUUUAUGAGAAUUCGUAAUGGCAAUUAUUUUCGUUUUCGUUUU